Messenger RNA from Salvelinus sp. IW2-2015, 932 nucleotides. Its product is annotated as voltage-dependent T-type calcium channel subunit alpha-1I-like. Lineage: Eukaryota; Metazoa; Chordata; Actinopteri; Salmoniformes; Salmonidae. Bases 101 to 886 code for a protein of 261 amino acids. The transcript is spliced from 2 exons. The record is from RefSeq and is a predicted model, not a curated record. Gene Ontology annotation, molecular function: low voltage-gated calcium channel activity; voltage-gated sodium channel activity. Gene Ontology annotation, biological process: membrane depolarization during action potential; calcium ion import; positive regulation of calcium ion-dependent exocytosis. Gene Ontology annotation, cellular component: neuron projection; voltage-gated sodium channel complex; plasma membrane.
CUGUGUGUGUUUCUGGUUGUCCUUUAGCACWCACUACAGUAACUCUGUGUUUCUAACUCACCUCUGACUAUCCACCACUUUGCAGAUUGGCUCGUUCUUCAUGAUCAACCUAUGUCUGGUGGUCAUCGCCACCCAGUUCAGUGAGACCAAGCAGCGGGAGCACCAGCUGAUGCAGGAGCAGCGGGCCCAGUGCCUGUCCUCCUCUACCCUGGCCAGCCUGCAUGAACCGGGGGACUGCUACGAAGAGCUCUUCCAGCUGGUCUGCCACAUGCUGCGCAAGGCCCGCAGGAGAUCUGUAGCCCUGUAUAACCAACUGAGGGGAAGGCCUCUGCCACCACCGCCCACUAGAGGGAGAGGAAGAGGAGGAGGAAGAGGAGGAGGGGAAGGAGGAGGGAGUGCGAACGGAGGGGAACGGCAUCACCUGAGGCAGCCACGACAAUCUCACUGUCCUCACCAAAGCAAGCUGGACCCAGUCCACAGCUCCCAACCCCUGGGCAACUCCAUCGCCCUGGCCGUCCCUCAAAACACAGAGGACUGCCCUCAGUGCGCUACGGCACUGUCACUCAGGGAGGGGGCGGGAGCUGUGGGCGACUCGGCCAAUGGGGAGGAGGAGGAGGGGGCCGUGGAGGAGACGGACAGGGAGGAGAACCACUUGGAGGAGAAAGCGGAAGAGGGGGAGGGAGUGAAGAAGAAGAGGAAGAGGAGGUCGUGUUUUGGACACUGUAAGGACAUGUGGGAUGAGAUGAGGAAGAAACUUUGGGGCAUCGUGGAGAGCAAAUACUUCAAUAGAGGAAUCAUGAUCGCUAUUCUCAUCAAUACUAUCAGCAUGGGGAUAGAACACCACAACCAGGUAAAUAUACUAUUCUCAUCAAUACUAUCAGCAUAAACACCCCAACCAGGUAAAUAUACUAUUCUCAUCAAUACUAUCAGCA